Aspergillus puulaauensis is the source of this 1218-nucleotide messenger RNA. RefSeq names its product PH domain-containing protein. The record is from RefSeq and is a predicted model, not a curated record. Bases 1 to 1218 code for a protein of 405 amino acids. Lineage: Eukaryota; Fungi; Ascomycota; Eurotiomycetes; Eurotiales; Aspergillaceae. The transcript is spliced from 3 exons.
AUGGGGCAAAAGCGCGCGGCGCCCGGCCCGCUGGUUUUCGAGGGGUCUAAUACCCCCGCGAUUCAGCUCCCUGAUGGCACUGUGCAACAGUCCUUCCUCUCGCCGAUUCAACCAUCCGCUGCUCAUCGUAACGGCCACAUGAAUUUAGAUACUUUUUCUCCGGUCAACGAAAAUGGAAGCUUUGAGUUUGAUCGGGUCCUCAAGUCAAAGAAGGUGAACCGCCGGGUGAAGCCAAAGCAUGUGUUUAGAGCAUUUUGGAAACCCGCGUAUCUUGUUCUCCGGCCGAAUUUGUUAUCGGUCUACAAGGAUGAGGAGGCGACCCGGCUGCGAGCGUCCAUAUCACUUUCCGAGGUGACUGCGGUCGCACCUAUCAAAUCUCACCGUUCGUCCCGACAGUUUGUUUUCGCUAUAUUCACUUCGUCGAAGAAUUAUCGUUUCCAGGCUUUGUCGGAAAAGGAUAUGGAAGAUUGGAUUGCGCGGAUACGUACCGAAAGCCGUUUAACUGAAGACGAGGAUGCGCUUUUUGCUUUGUCAAAAAAGAACGAACAGCAGGAAGCUGCCGUUCUUAACAAGCAGCGGAUCUAUGACACCACUGACCAUUCGGAUAUUGAAUACCGGGAAAGGGCAAGCUCCCCUGAAUUUGCUCGCGAUCUGCCUUCUAGUCAUCGAACGAGACUCGCUAGUCCUGUAGACUACUCGGCGAAUGACAUUACCUCAUACUCUGAAUGGUCAGACGGGCCUGGGAGUAACACGAGUGUCCAUUCGAAGUCUAAGCCUUCGGUCCAUGAUUUCUCUUCGUCCGCGCCAACCAUUCCGCAGUCUACUCCUUCUCGCGAAGCCGCUAGAAACCACGAGACUGGGAUCCUGCGCGACCCAGAAAGGGUUGUCUGCAGUGGCUACCUGAAGUGCCUCAAGAUAAAAGGGGGUGUGCGACAUUGGAAACGCCUAUGGAUUGUACUACGAGCAAAGAGCCUGGCGUUCUAUAAAGACGAACAAGAGUACUCCGCCGUCAAAAUCAUCCCAAUGACGCAAAUAUUCGACGCCGCAGAGGUUGACCCCAUGUCUCGCUCCAAAAGCUUCUGUCUACAGAUAAUCGCAGAAGAAAAAAUAUACCGACUCUCGACGCCUGAUGAAGAAUCUCUUGCGCAGUGGCUAGGUGCCCUGAAAAGCAUAAUUGUUGCGCGAAAGAAACAGGGCAACCAACCAGCAGCGUCAUAA